AUGUCCUCUCAACCUCUCCUCUCUACCGCCUCAGGCAAACGCAUUGCCCUCCCGACCCGUGUCGAGCCUAAAGUCUUCUUCGCGAACGAGCGGACUUUUCUGAGCUGGCUCAAUUUCACAGUCAUCCUUGGUGGCCUAGCCAUUGGUCUCUUGAAUUUCGGUGAUAACAUUGGACGAAUCUGUGCGGGGUUGUUCACACUGGUGGCCAUGGGUGCCAUGGUCUACGCCUUGGUAACAUUUCAUUGGAGGGCAAAAAGUAUACGACUGAGAGGGCAAGGUGGCUUCGACGAUAGAUAUGGACCUACUGUGCUGGCUGUUGCGCUGGGAGUGGCGGUGAUAGUGAACUUUGUACUGAGAAUUACGGAGACAUGA
Bacidia gigantensis is the source of this 372-nucleotide messenger RNA. It is a transcript of the gene VTC1, whose product is annotated as vacuolar transporter chaperone. The transcript has a single exon. Lineage: Eukaryota; Fungi; Ascomycota; Lecanoromycetes; Lecanorales; Ramalinaceae. Gene Ontology annotation, cellular component: fungal-type vacuole membrane; vacuolar transporter chaperone complex. The coding region runs from base 1 to 372 and encodes 123 amino acids. The record is from RefSeq and is a predicted model, not a curated record.